Molecule: messenger RNA, 569 nt
Organism: Didymodactylos carnosus
Lineage: Eukaryota; Metazoa; Rotifera; Eurotatoria; Philodinida; Philodinidae
Source: the annotation of a GenBank genome assembly
AUGUUAUUAAAUCGGACAUGGCAAGAUAUCGAAGUAGACGAAUUACGACAAUUAUCACAAACAUUUUUUCGUGAUGAAACUUUGGCUAAUGCAUUACCACAUUUAAAUGAACUCAUGAAAUUAGGAAGAUUCUCUUGUGAUAGUUAAGAAGAUGAUGUCUUAUUUUCUUUGUUAUACUAUAUCUAUUUUUUCUCUUAUUUUUCGUUAAAAGUGUUGAUAAAAAUAUAUUAGAAGUGAACAAUAGUUCACAAAAAAAAUAAUAUUCAUGUAAAGAAUUAAAUUGUUCUUGGUUUACCUUUGAUGUUCGCAUCGUAGGUUAUGAACAAAGUUGUAACAAAAAUAGUUUAGCACAUACAGUCAAUGCAGUCGGACAAAAUAAACUUUUGUCUUUGCCAAGUUUACUUGUAGAAUGGACACGUUCAUAUUGUAGACUCUAAAAAAUGAAAAUUUAUGUUUUUCAUGCGGUUUAGCCUCGAUUCCUCUCUAAUUGUUUCACACACUUAUUUAAUGUGGUGCUCGAUGCUUUACAAACCAAUUAGAUACGAAUCGGAUAGACACCCACCAUGCAG